Molecule: messenger RNA, 1092 nt
Organism: Acanthocheilonema viteae
Lineage: Eukaryota; Metazoa; Nematoda; Chromadorea; Rhabditida; Onchocercidae
Source: the annotation of a GenBank genome assembly
AUGACUACAGUUGUUGCUUCACCUGGGCAAGGACCUGAUCGUCAGGUAGAAGUGCAAUACUCCGAUGCCAAGGUAGUUGGUAGCGGCUCUUUUGGUGUCGUCUAUUUAGCCGAAUUGAUCGACACGGGAGAACAAAUUGCAAUCAAGAAGGUACUUCAGGAUAAACGAUUCAAGAAUCGCGAAUUACAUAUAAUGAGAAAGUUAAAUCAUAAGAAUGUUGUACAGCUCAAAUACUUUUAUUAUUCGGGAGAUGAAAAAAAGGAUGAACUCUAUUUGAAUCUGAUUUUAGAAUUCGUACCAGAAACAGUUUAUCGUGUCGCCAGACAUUAUUCCAAGUUACGACAAACGAUACCUAUUAUAUACGUCAGGUUGUACAUGUUCCAGCUAUUUCGAGCUCUGGCAUAUAUCCAUCGACUUGGAAUUUGUCACAGAGAUAUUAAGCCACAGAAUUUGCUAAUCGAUACUGAAACUGCAGUGCUUAAACUUUGUGACUUUGGUUCAGCCAAAUAUCUUGUUCGAGACGAGCCGAAUGUUUCCUAUAUUUGUUCUCGUUAUUAUCGUGCUCCAGAGCUUAUUUUCGGUGCUACCAACUAUACGAAUAGUAUCGAUAUGUGGUCAGCUGGGACGGUUCUAGCAGAACUUUUACUGGGUCAACCGAUAUUUCCCGGUGAUUCUGGUGUUGAUCAGCUGGUCGAAAUCAUCAAAGUUCUUGGCACUCCGUCAAAAGCACAUAUUCAUGAGAUGAACCCAGACUAUAAGGAACGCACUUUUCCACCUAUCAAACCACGCCCAUGGAUACGUGUUUUCCGUUCAAAUCCAAAUUUGGAGGCGGUCGAUCUUAUAUCACUUGUACUUGUUUAUUCACCACAUCAACGACCCAGUCCGCUAGAGGCUUGCGCACAUUCAUUUUUCGAUGUGUUGCGCAAUCCAGGAACAAAAUUACCUAAUGGACGUGAUAUUCCGUCAUGUACAGAUUUUACUUCUGAAGAACUAUGCUGUGAUCCUACAAUUGCAUCACUGCUCUGUCAGGAAAAGAAAGUGGAAAAUGAAGAAACGAUAAACAGUAAUAGCGCAAAUGGUGUGAACAGCUGA